ACUUGAGUGUUCAGCCAUGCCUCGUCAGCCCAAGAGAAAGAUUAUCGUACCCGCAAGCAUACGCCAGUAUCGCGUUCUCCAGAAGAUUGGCUUCGGCUCCUUUGGCGACAUCCUGCUGGCCGAGCACGAGAAGAGUGGGGAGCGCGUCGCCCUCAAGCUGGAAGAGAAUACUAUAGUUCGGCCGCAGCUGCUGUUCGAGUACAAUCUGUACAAGAUGCUGAUGCCUGCCGUUGGGGUGCCGCGCGUCUAUAACUUCUUUCAGGAGGCCAAGUACAAUGUGAUGGUCAUGGAGCUGCUGGGGCCGUCGCUGGAGGAUUUGUUCAACUUCUGCUCGCGUCGCUUCACACUGAAGACGGUGCUGAUGCUGGCGCUGCAGAUGAUCGAGCGCAUCGAGCAUGUGCAUCUGAAGAGCUUUCUCCAUCGCGACAUUAAGCCCGAUAACUUUACCGUCGGCACCGACAACAAUACCGUGCAUCUUAUUGACUUUGGCCUGGCGAAGCGCUACUACGAUGCGGAGGAGCACGCGCACAUACCUUUCAAGUGGGGCAACCGAAUGACGGGCACGGCUCGCUACGCCUCCAUCCAUGCGCUCAUGGGCUUCGAGAUCGGCCGUCGCGACGACAUGGAGUCCCUGGGCUAUAUGCUGAUGUACUUUCUGCGCGGCAACCUGCCCUGGCAGGGAAUGACGGCGCCGGCCCAUCAGAAGUACGAGAUACUGGCCGAGCGGAAGCAGUCCACCAAGCUGGCGGAAUUGUGCAAGGGCUUCCCCGAUGAGUUCGCCGCGUAUCUGAUCUAUUGCCGCAAGGUGCGAUUCGAGAAGCAGCCCAACUAUCUGGGCUUGCGUCGCAGCUUUAGUGAUCUCUUCACUCGCCUCAGAUAUGUUCACGAUGGCGACUAUGACUGGUGCAAACUGAAGGGUUACGCCAAUAUCAAGAUUCCUGCUAUCGAGAGUGCCGACAUCAGCAACACAGGAGAAGAGGCAGAAGAAGAAGAAGCAAAGCAUAGAAGGCAGCCCAAUUGUUAGAAAUAAAAUCCUUUC
Molecule: messenger RNA, 1039 nt
Organism: Drosophila navojoa
Lineage: Eukaryota; Metazoa; Arthropoda; Insecta; Diptera; Drosophilidae
Product: casein kinase I
Biological process (GO): protein phosphorylation
Molecular function (GO): protein kinase activity; ATP binding
Source: RefSeq, a predicted model, not a curated record